AUGGACAGCAGCCCCAAUAGCACCAGCCUAUUCAGCACCAUGGACAGCAGCCCCAAUAGCACCAGCCUAUUUAGCACCAUGGACAGCACCCAUCACUACAUUUUCAAUACCAUGGGCAGAGUCAGCUGGACAAACAAGGGCUGUUUGAGAGUCACUCGUCAUUUGGCGGAGAGUCAGGCGGCAUUGGCGGAGAGUCAGGCGGCAUUGGCGGAGAGAGAGUCAGGCGGCAUUGGGGGAGAGUCAGGGGAGAGUCAGGCGGCAUUGGCGGAGAGUCAGGCGGCAUUGGGGGAGAGUCAGGCGGCAUUGGGGGAGAGUCAGGCGGCAUUGGGGGAGAGUCAGGCGGCAUUGGGGGAGAGUCAGGCGGCAUUGGGGGAGAGUCGGAGGCGGCAUUGGGGAGAGUCUGGCGGCAUUGGGGGAGAGUCAGGCGGCAUUGGGGGAGAGUCAGGCGGCAUUGGCGGAGAGUCAGGCAGCAUUGGGGGAGAGUCAGGCGGCAUUUGGCGGCAUUGGGGGAGAGUCAGGCGGCAUUGGGGGGGGAUUUGGUGGAGUCAGGCGGCAUUGUCAUUUGGGGAGAGUCAGGCGGCAUUGGGGGAGAGUCUGGCGGCAUUGGGGGAGAGUCUCAGGCGGCAUUCAGGCGGGGGAGAGUCAGGCGGCAUUGGGGGAGAGUCCAGGCGGCAUUGGGGGAGAGUCAGGCGGCAUUGGGGAGAGUCAGGCGGCAUUGGGGGAGAGUCAGGCGGCAUUGGCGGAGAGUCAGGCGGCAUUGGCGGAGAGUCAGGCGGCAUUGGGGGAGAGUCAGGCGGCAUUGGGGGAGAGUCUGGCGGCAUUGGGGGAGAGUCUGGCGGCAUUGGGGGAGAGUCUGGCGGCAUUGGGGGAGAGUCUGGCGGCAUUGGGGGAGAGUCAGGCGGCAUUGGGGGAGAGUCAGGCGGCAUUGGGGGAGAGUCAGGCGGCAUUGAUUGGGGGAGAGUCACUCGUCAUUUGGCGGAGAGUCAGGCGGCAUUGGGGGAGAGUCACUCGUCAUUUGGCGGAGAGUCAGGCGGCAUGGGGAGAGUCAGGCGGGGGGAGAGUCAGGCGGCAUUGGGGGAGAUUCAGGCGGCAUUGGGGGAGAGUCAGGCGGCAUUGGGGGAGAGUCUGGCGGCAUUGGGGGAGAGUCAGGCGUCAUUUGGCGGAGAGUCACUCGGCAUUGGGGGAGAGUCAGGCGGCAUUGGGGGAGAGUCAGGCGGCAUUGGGGGAGAGUCAGGCGGAGAAUGA
This is a messenger RNA of Oncorhynchus gorbuscha (pink salmon), 1245 nucleotides long. Its product is annotated as glycine-rich cell wall structural protein-like. Bases 1 to 1245 code for a protein of 414 amino acids. The transcript has 2 exons. Lineage: Eukaryota; Metazoa; Chordata; Actinopteri; Salmoniformes; Salmonidae. The record is from RefSeq and is a predicted model, not a curated record.